Leptosia nina is the source of this 564-nucleotide messenger RNA. The record is from the annotation of a GenBank genome assembly. Lineage: Eukaryota; Metazoa; Arthropoda; Insecta; Lepidoptera; Pieridae.
AUGUCUGGUGCCUCUGGUUCAUCAGGAAGUGGUACCGGUCGUGGUCGAGGAAGCACAGUCUCAGAUAAACCAGAUUCAAAAGAAAACAAACCAAACCCAAAGAUGUCAAAGGCCCUGGGAACGUCGGCAAAACGGAUUCAAAAAGAGCUUGCUGAAAUAACAUUAGAUCCCCCUCCGAAUUGUAGUGCAGGGCCUAAGGGUGAUAAUUUGUAUGAGUGGGUUUCUACGAUCUUGGGCCCCCCUGGAUCAGUGUAUGAGGGUGGAGUGUUCUUCCUCGAUAUUCAUUUCUCACCUGAGUAUCCCUUUAAACCUCCAAAGGUUACCUUCAGAACGAGAAUUUACCACUGCAACAUAAAUAGUCAAGGUGUGAUAUGCCUGGAUAUCCUAAAGGACAACUGGUCACCGGCGCUCACUAUAUCUAAAGUACUGCUCUCCAUCUGCUCAUUGCUUACCGACUGUAAUCCAGCGGAUCCUCUGGUAGGCAGCAUUGCAACUCAAUAUCUACAGAAUAGAGAAGAGCACGAUCGCAUUGCGCGCCUCUGGACUAAGCGUUACGCGACAUGA